GAUCUGUGUUCAUAUAUUAUAUGUGUGUGUGUGUGUGUGUGUGUGUAUCCCUGUUGUGCAUCUCUGGAUCUGUGGCCAAAAAAUGAAUGAAACCUUGCCCUGUCUGGUGACCAGAGGUUUGAGGCUCUGGGUGGUGGGCGUGGAGGCUUGUGUGUGUGUGUGAAUUGCAUGGGAUUGCAUAAUGUUGUGCUUGGGGCCAUUUCCUCCUUCCUUCCUUCCUUGCUGUCUUUCACUCCCCCCUUUUCCUUCCCCUCUUUUCUUUCUCCUACUCUCUCUGGCUUCGUGUGGGUUUCUGGAAGCGAUCUGGGGAGUGAAUGGCAGCAGGAGGGCAAUUUGCAAAGGAGGAAAACCCAAAGCACCUCCCUCUUUCCUUUCUUUUUUUUCCUCCCAAACCAUCCCUCCUCCUUUCCCUUCUCUCUUGCAUAGCUUGCAGAUGACAAAAGGAGGGAAGAAACUUCCUCUGACUUGGGGGCUUGGAAGAGCCAAAGGGCUUCUUCUUCUUCUUCUAUUAUUAUUAUUAUUAUUAUUGAUGCUUUUGAUUUCCUUCCCCCUUUGGGAAUGAUGGCUGAAUGGCUCCCUUUUCCUCCAGCAUCUGAACAUUGAUAUAUAUAUAUAUAUUCCUUUUCAAUUGAGCACAUUUGAGAAAGUGGCAAUGCAAAGACCUGAAUGCAAGCCACUUCCAUUCAUGUAAUCCCAAGAGGUUUUGGGAAUCCUGUUUCCCUGCAGUUUUGGACCACAAAAGAUCCUGCUGAGAAGGAAGAGUGUUCCCUUGGAUCCCUAAAACACCGCCUUUCCCUUUGGGUUGUCAUCUCCGAGCGAAAGGUUUUCAAUUGAAGAAGCAGGAGUAUUUUUUAUUAUUGUUGUUAUUUUAAAAUAAGAAGGAGAACUACAGAGAUGCCAGGGAUGGUCAGUAAAAACCCCGAUCUCGAAUUUGACUCGCUGCAGCCUUGCUUCUACCCAGACGAAGAUGAUUUUUAUCUGUGCGGUCCAGACUCGGCACCGCCAGGGGAAGACAUCUGGAAAAAGUUUGAGCUCCUGCCAACGCCUCCCCUGUCUCCCAGCCCAGCAGGUCUGCAAGAAAACCCCCCAGGGUCAUGGGGGGCAGCUGGAGGCCUGGGGGGCUUCCGAACCAGCGACCCCUUGGACUGGGCAUCUGAAUUGCUGCUCCUGCCCGCAGAGGCUGACCUUUGGGGCAGCACCGAUGGCGGGGACUCCUUUGAGAUCGGCUUGGGGGAAAGCAGCAGCAGUGCCAACAACCUCAAUGCCAUCAUCAUCCAGGACUGCAUGUGGAGUGGCAGCUCUGCCAGCGAGAAGCUGGAAAGGGCCAUGAAUGAGAAGCUGCAGGGGAAAAAAGGACAGGGCACUGCUGGGGCACCGGCUGCAGCAGCAGCUGGCUCUGCCACCCUGGCAGUGGGCACCACCACCACCUCCGCCACCCCCAGCACCACAGGAAACAAUGGCAGUGGCCAAGCAGAGCUCAACAACUCUGUCUCGGAGUGUGUGGAUCCAGCUGUGGUCUUCCCCUUCCCAAUGAACAAGAGAGAACCCCCCACCGUCACAGCUCCAGCCUCUUCUGUGAGCCCUGGCACUGGGGGCACCGGAGCCCUGGCUCAAGGGGUGGCAGCAGCCGCUCCUGCCCAAAGAAACAGCCACCCAGGGGCUGCUAGUGACAGCCGGGCCAACCACAACAACAGUUCAGGGGAUGAUACGCUCAGUGAUUCCGAUGAAGAUGAAGAAGAGGACGAUGAAGAAGAAAUUGACGUUGUGACCGUGGAAAAGAGGCGCUCCUCCUCCUACAAAGCCAUUAGCACCCUAACUAUUGCAGUGCGCCCUAAAAAUGCCACCACUUUUGCCUCUGUCAGAACUCAGCCAAACGAAGUCAUCCUAAAGCGUGGUGCCCCUAUUCAUCAGCAGCAUAACUAUGCCGCGCCAUCGCCAUAUAUCGAAAACGAAGAUGUGCCACCCCAGAAAAAGGUAAAAAAUGAAGCGCCCCGUCCAGUGAAACCAACGCCCCAGCCAAAACCGAAGAGCUUGAGUCCUCGAAACUCUGAUUCCGAAGACAGCGAGCGUCGGCGUAACCACAACAUCCUGGAACGUCAACGGCGCAAUGAUUUGAGGUCAAGUUUCCUUACGUUAAGGGACCACGUGCCAGAACUGGUUAAAAAUGAAAAAGCAGCAAAAGUUGUCAUCUUGAAAAAGGCCACCGACUAUGUCCAUUCCCUACAGGCUGAGGAGCACAAGCUACUGCUGGAAAAGGAAAAGUUGCAAGUCAGACAACAGCAGUUGAUAAAAAAAUUAGAACACAUGCAAACUUGUUAAUUUAAACAAGCAAAAAACUUACCUUUUUUGUCAUUGUCUGAUCUGGACAGCCACUGCCACUUUGCACAUUUUUGAUUCCUUAAAGAGAGUUAUGUUUUUGACGUUAAGAAUGUUGGUUUUACUUUCAAUCCAGUCUCUGAUAUAGAUGACAAAAAAACAAAACCCAACCCAGAAACAAACACUGUUAAUCUGAAUGGAGAGCGUAUGGAUGUUCUUUUCUGUGGAGUUGAAGAGACUGCCAAACUGUAAUGGAAUGCCUUUGUAUUUCCUCUUAGAACUGUAUAUGUUCUUUAAAUGUUGUGAGCAUUUGGACCUGCUUAUGACAUCCAGUUGAGAGUCUGGAAACAUUCAUUCCUUUUUAAUGGUGCUUACGUUCUGCCAGGUGUUAUGGGGCAAAAGCAUUUUGUACCCUUGUUGUUGGGGAACACCUCUGUAAAUACCAUAUACACAUUUGCCUUUUGUACAUGUCUUGGGUUAUGAGAGGUGACUUUUGCUACCAAUAUUAGACUGGAAGUUCAUACCUAAGUACUGUAAUACCUCAAUGUUUGAGGAGCAUGUUUUUGUAUACAAAUAUAUUGUUAAUCUCUGUUAUGUACUGUACUAAUUCUUACACUGCCUGUAUACUUUAGUAUGAUGCUGAUACAUAACUAAAUUUGAUACUUAUAUUUUCGUAUGAAAAUGGUUGUGGAAAGUUUUGAGUAGAUAUUACUUUAUCACUUUUUUGAACUAAGAAAACUUUUGUAAAGAAAUUUACUAUAUAUGCCUUUUUUUCCUAGCCUGUUUCUUCCAGUUAAUGUAUUUGUUAAUGUUUGUUGCAUAGAACUGGGUAAUGGCAAAGUUCUGUGUUUAAUUUCUUCCAAUGAUGUACAUUUAGUGCUGCAUCUUUAUAGCACUUUGAAAUACCUCAUGUUUAUGAAAAUAAAUAGCAAUUAAAUGAUGUGGUAUUUACUCUUU
Sceloporus undulatus (fence lizard) is the source of this 3273-nucleotide messenger RNA. RefSeq names its product MYCN proto-oncogene, bHLH transcription factor (gene MYCN). Gene Ontology annotation, biological process: regulation of transcription by RNA polymerase II. The record is from RefSeq and is a predicted model, not a curated record. Gene Ontology annotation, molecular function: protein dimerization activity; RNA polymerase II cis-regulatory region sequence-specific DNA binding; DNA-binding transcription factor activity, RNA polymerase II-specific. The transcript has 3 exons. Lineage: Eukaryota; Metazoa; Chordata; Lepidosauria; Squamata; Phrynosomatidae. Bases 895 to 2319 code for a protein of 474 amino acids.